Messenger RNA from Centruroides sculpturatus (bark scorpion), 1255 nucleotides. RefSeq names its product zinc finger protein ZPR1-like (gene Zpr1). Bases 142 to 1203 code for a protein of 353 amino acids. Gene Ontology annotation, molecular function: zinc ion binding. The record is from RefSeq and is a predicted model, not a curated record. Gene Ontology annotation, cellular component: cytoplasm; nucleus. The transcript has 11 exons. Lineage: Eukaryota; Metazoa; Arthropoda; Arachnida; Scorpiones; Buthidae.
UAUUUAACCCUUCAUUGGAUUCACGUGAAAACGAACAAGUUUUGAAUCAGUGCGGAUUUAAAUUUCUCUCGUAUAUUUUUUACAGCUGUUUCCAAAAUUUCCGUGGUUCGACAAUUGAAUACCUAAUAGACUAAUUCAAAAAUGGAAAAAUCUGAUAAAUCUGUGUUUUGUGAUCCUAAAGAUGAUGAUCCUGAAAAUGGAAUAUGUGAAAUUGAAAGCUUAUGCUUAAACUGUGGAAAAAAUGGUAUAACAAGAAUUUUGCCUACAAAAAUUCCAUUUUUUAAAGAAGUGAUAGUUAUGUCAUUUACAUGUGAAAUGUGCGGAUGGCAAAACAAUGAAAUUCAAUCUGCUGGUCAGAUUCAAGAGAAAGGUGUUCAUUAUAAUGUAACUGUGAAAACACCAAAGGUUAUUGACGAUCCUUCAGGCAAUUCUUUUGUUGAAAAUUUUUGUGCACCAAAACAGGAUGAAAACCUCGAAGUUUAUAACUACACAAGGACUUCCGAACAAGAUGAAUUAUUGGGUAUUAAACAUGUCCCUAGUAAAAAUGCUGAGAAUUCAGAUAAGCAAGAAACUUCUGAAGACUUUCAUAAUGAAGUAGUAUCUUUUCCAACAAAUUGUUCAUUAUGCAAUAGCAGUUGUCAGACAAAUAUGAAACUUACAAAAAUUCCUCAGUUCAAAGAAGUAAUUAUAAUGGCAACAACAUGUGAUCAUUGUGGACAUAGAACCAGUGAAGUAAAAAGUGGUUCUGGAAUUGAACCCACUGGCAUCAGGAUAGAGUUGCAAAUUACUGGAACUCAUGAUAUGACUAGGGAUGUUUUAAAGUCAGAAACAUGUAAAAUUCUUAUUCCUGAACUAGAGUUAGAAGUUGGAUCUCAUACAUUAGGUAGCAAGUUUACAACCCUAGAAGGUUUAUUAACAAAUAUUAAAGAGCAGUUGAAAAUGGACAAUCCAUUUACAUUUGGCGAUGCUGCUAGAAAACAACAUAAAGAAAAGAUGGAAACAUUUCUAAAUAAUUUAGAUGAGGUAUGUAAAGGAAAUAAAAAUGUCACAUUCAUUAUGGAUGAUCCUUGUGGAAAUUGUUAUAUACAGAAUAUUUAUGCACCUGAUCCAGAUCCAAAGAUGACUGUAGUUCAUUAUGAACGAACAUUUGAACAGAAUGAGGAAUUAGGAUUAAAUGACAUGAACACAGAAAAUUAUUCUUAAUAUUUUCUGUUAUAUAUUGUAUAGUAUUAAAAAAUUAAAAUAUUUAAGUUUU